Bombus terrestris (buff-tailed bumblebee) is the source of this 3405-nucleotide messenger RNA. Its product is annotated as fatty acyl-CoA reductase wat. The record is from RefSeq and is a predicted model, not a curated record. The transcript is spliced from 9 exons. The coding region runs from base 1097 to 2992 and encodes 631 amino acids. Gene Ontology annotation, cellular component: peroxisome. Lineage: Eukaryota; Metazoa; Arthropoda; Insecta; Hymenoptera; Apidae. Gene Ontology annotation, biological process: long-chain fatty-acyl-CoA metabolic process. Gene Ontology annotation, molecular function: alcohol-forming very long-chain fatty acyl-CoA reductase (NADP+) activity.
GAAAUUGUGCAAAAGUUAUCUGAAUAAUCCGAUAUGAUGUAGACUACAAAUGUAGAAUUAAUUUCCAUUAUUCAGAUCGUUGAUCGGUUGAAAAAUGCUUCGUAUUGUUUGAUUUGUAUCGUUGACGGAAUUUUUGAACGAGAUUCGUCGAAUUCAUCAUUACAUUCCAUUCAGAUAGCGAUAAACGCGUGUGUCGAGUAGAAAUUGCGAUCAGCUUUUCCUUUCUUUUUAAUGAUUCUUCAUUAAUGUAUAUGCAUAUAUUAAUGUAAUGUUUAUUUCACACGGUCGUUGAACGAACUUUCAUAUAUUUUUAAUGUAAAUUUCCAUUCGAAUGUUAAAAGAGAGAGAAAGAAGAUACAGGGUCGCGAAUAGGGUACGACGAAAGGGUGAAACUCGCGUGUGUACGAUAUGUGUAACAUGUGUACGAUGUAUUAAUGUAGCAAAUAAUUUUCUUGAAUUAAUGAAUCGUCUUCGAUCUAUGUCAAUCCACAACUUUCUUCGUCAGACAUUCACCGUGAGUUCAUCACCAGUUAAAAUUCGUGUCGAGCAUAGCUGAAGGGAAUCGUUCGGACGAAUUCGUCUGUUCGUUCGUUCAGAUGUGCAUAUCACAUAAAAAAUGAUACAAGUAGGAUAGUUGUCGUGACAGUCCGACGUAACGAUUAAUCAUAUGAAAAUAUCAAAAUAUCAUCAAUCAUAUGAAUAUGAGAAUUCGGUAAAUCCGUAAUAACGCAGACUAGUUUGUCUUUUUACAGCGACGGAUCCUCGUGGUUUUUAAAAUUCUUCGUAUCGAACAGUGCAUUUAACGGAAGAUUCUGCUAUUUUAUAAAGGUUGCUCUCGCAGCAUCCGUACCGCUAGUACUUAUGUAAUACAUCGAACACAACGUUCGAAUAAUGUUGACAAUCUGCAUAAUCGGGUGUAACAUUUUCUGUAUUUGAACGGGAGGAAUUUCUGAAAUUUAAAGAUCGCCAUGACCUUUGCAAAUUCGAAAUUUUAGUGAUUCACAAAAGGAAGAUUUCCGCCGCUCAACCUGUAAGAUGGAGUUGGCUGAUUGAAGAUAAGCUAGGAGUGGGGUUAGGUUAAACGUAAAAUGUAGAAAUGGUAGCGGGGGGGUUGUGUCUAAGAUUCGAAGUACAAGGAAAAGGACUUUGCCGUCGUUAUGCAAAUAUCGAAUCUAUGCAGGCGCGUUCUACCGUACUAUUAUACAUUUUGCAUGAUUGGCAUGUAGUUGAUGCGGUAUACCGUACUUUAUUUCCUCCUUUGUUUGCUUCGUUUUCUUCAGUUGUUGCUCUACUGUUAACUUGGAAACGUCACGCAGCAAACGCAGCGAACACGAACAACGCGAUGGUGGAAGUUCUGGUGGAACCAUGUGGCCAAGAAGCGAUAAUAUUGGAUAAUGGUUGCAAAUUGAACGAUAAUCCGACGGAACAUUUGGUUCGAAGUGAUCGUUGCGAUUUGAUUUUGGAACAGUCGAAUCUCAGCCCGAUUCAACAGUUCUACAAUGGGCAAAGCAUCUUCAUCACUGGCGGUACUGGAUUCGUUGGCAAACUUUUAAUAGAGAAGCUUCUCCGAGAAUGUCCUGGGAUCUCGUUCAUCUAUUUGUUGGUACGUCCGAAGAAAGGGAAAGAUAUGCAUCAACGUAUCGAGGAAAUCUUUGACGAUCCGCUCUUUGGCAAAGUAAAAGAGAAGCAACCAAAAUUUCGGCAUCAAAUCGUUGCUAUAGCCGGAGAUUGCGGUCAGCCAGGUCUUGGGAUUUCUCCCGCGGACAGGCAAACGAUUACGCGAGAAGUCUCAAUCGUCUUUCAUGUUGCGGCAACGGUCAGAUUUGACGAGAAGAUGAAACUUGCCGUACCCAUUAAUGUUCGUAGUCCAAAAGAUGUAAUGGAUCUUUGUAAGGAAAUUUCAUAUUUAAAGGCGUUCAUCCACGUAUCAACAGCAUAUGCCAAUUGUACGCGAACUCAUAUCGAAGAAAAGGUGUACGAAGCACCGAUUGACGGAGACAAGUUGGCAACUAUCGUUGAAUAUAUGGAUGAGAAAUUGAUCGAGGAAAUAACUCCACGAUUAUUAGGUGCAUGGCCGAACACGUACACAUACACAAAAGCAGUAGCGGAAGGUAUCAUUGUGAAACAGGCCGGUGAUCUGCCUGUUGGAAUAUUUCGUCCCGGUAUUGUGAUAUCAACAUACCAAGAACCGGUGCGAGGAUGGAUCGACAACUUGUACGGACCAACAGGUGUCGCAGCUGGGGCUGGUACCGGGGUCUUACGAUCGAUUCAUUGCGAUGGAUCCAUAGAAGCCAAUGUUGUUCCUGGAGAUUUAACAGUAAAUGCCUUGAUAGCUUGCGCGUGGGAUGUCGCAAAUCGUCGAAAAUCUGCAACUACCAAAGAAAGGGAAAAUGACAUACCCGUUUACAAUUAUGUUUCAAAAGAUAAUCCUAUAACAUACGAUCAAUUGAAACUUUUAUCCGAAAAAUACGGGCUUGAGUUUCCCACUAGCAGAGCCAUAUGGUACUAUAGUUUCCGAAAUAACAAACAUAGGAUAAUUCAUCUUAUGUAUGUUUACUUGUUACACUUAUUACCGGCACUCUUGAUCGACACCGUCACGCUCUGUUUGGGAAAACAACCGAGGAUGUUAAAAAUCUAUAAAAAGAUACACAAAUUUAUGGAUGUACUUAACUACUUUUCUAUCCACGAAUGGAAGUUUUCGAAUGAUAAUAUUAAGGAGUUACUAAAUAAGAUGACAGAGGAAGACCGUGAAAAUUUUGCAUGCGAUAUCACCGAUAUUGACUGGGACCAAUAUUUUCGGACAUAUAUACGUGGAAUUCGUAUGUAUCUGAUAAAAGAUCCGCUAGACACUCUUCCAAAAGCACGUAUCAAGUGGCAAAGAUUAUACUGGACCCAUCAAGUGGUGAAACUAAUUCUCGGUUAUGCUCUAUUGCGAAUAUGUUGGUUAACUUUAUCUCUUCUUUUUCGAAAUUGUAUACCUCAAUUUGCGUAACAAAUAUGCUUUACGUGUGUGAUGAGAGGAAAUAAACGCGCGGUAAUGCACGCGGUAAUGCGCGUCAGAUACACAUAAAUAUGACUUCGUUCGAAGUUCGAAGUUGGCUCAGAAUUAAGUGUCGCUCUUGAAUCAAGUUCAUUGAAAUGAUCUUGGUCUCGUGUUUGUGAUCGAAAGUGAGGUUACCUUGUUGAUUUUCUGAACAGCUCGGAAGAACAGAGAAGGAAGCAGAGAAGAAGGAAGAACACAGUGGAAAACUGACCAAAGUACUAUAUAGUUCUAUCGCCGCGUAUUCGCGUUUAUUCAAUUCGAGAUGAUCAUAAAACCACCACUUAGUAACUCCAACUUGAUAUGUAUGAACCGCGUUCGAGAAGUUUGUAAGGAAAUGAUGAAAUACAAUAUAAUGCCUUCCA